Molecule: messenger RNA, 3820 nt
Organism: Lottia gigantea (owl limpet)
Lineage: Eukaryota; Metazoa; Mollusca; Gastropoda; Lottiidae
Exons: 6
Coding region: 90-761 (223 amino acids)
Biological process (GO): endosome transport via multivesicular body sorting pathway; protein transport; late endosome to vacuole transport
Cellular component (GO): ESCRT III complex; multivesicular body
Source: RefSeq, a predicted model, not a curated record
CAAACUGGAAGUGAAAGAAAGUAAAAACACCAAAAGUUAAUUUUUUUCAAUUUUUGAUAUUAUUGAAGAACUACCACUAAUCAGACAAGAUGCCUUUAGAAUGGUUAUUUGGACGCAAGAAGACUCCAGAAGAGAUGUUAAGACAGAAUCAAAGAGCUUUAAAUAAGGCCAUGAGAGAUUUAGAUAGAGAAAGACAGAAAAUGGAACAACAAGAAAAGAAAGUUAUAGCUGAUAUCAGAACAAUGGCUAAAAAAGGACAAAUGGAUGCAGUAAAAGUAAUGGCCAAAGAUUUAGUAAGAACUAGAAGAUAUGUGAAGAAAUUUAUAGCAAUGAGAGCUAAUAUACAGGCUGUGUCUUUAAAAAUACAAACUCUGAAAUCUAGUAAUACCAUGGCUCAAGCUAUGAAAGGUGUCACAAAAGCAAUGCAAACCAUGAACAAACAGUUAAAAUUACCUCAGAUACAAAAGAUUAUGAUGGAAUUUGAAAAACAGUCUGAGAUCAUGGAUAUGAAAGAAGAAAUGAUGAGUGAUGCUAUUGAUGAUGCUAUGGGUGAUGAAGAUGAUGAGGAGGAAAGUGAUGCUGUUGUAUCUCAGAUAUUUGAUGAACUAGGUUUACAGAUGGCUGAUGAUCUUAAUAAUCUUCCUCAAACUGGUAAAUCACUAGCUCAAGGGGGUCCAGCUAAACAAGCUGUACCUGCUGGUCCUGUUAGUGAUGCUGAUGCUGAUUUAGAAGCCAGACUAGAGAAUUUACGCCGACAGUAAAUACUGUAUGUUUAUUGUGUAAAAUAAGGAAAACUUUAAUCACUGAUCAUAUUUAUUACACAGUGGCGUUUCUAAGAAUUGAGUAAGGCCCCCAGAAUUGUCAAGGGGUUCUCACAGGCCUUUCUUUCCCUAAUCAAAAUACUAAAAAAUUUGGAGAGUUUGAGAGGCAAAGCUGGAUUAGCCUCAGUUUUUCUGUAGAAACGCCAUUGUCCUUACAGGGUGCAAAAUAGAGUAUCGUAAUUGUGUAGCACUUUCUUCAGAUGAUUUUUAUGCUCUAGUCAUCUGAUUGGACAAUCAUUCUUAAAAUGUUGAUUAUGUUGUUCUUGAGAAUUGCACACAAGCUUUUGCAAUUUUUUAGAAAAUGACACUGAGUAAUAUUCACUCUUGAGUGAUGUUUUCAUGUGUGACUAUUUGUCUAAAUUGUGUAGCAAACUGCUGUGUAAAACUGUAUAUUUUGUUCCCUGUUAAGAAAGUGUAUAGUGCAAAUGGAUUGAUAAUAGAUACAAAACCAACCAUAAAUCCUGCUUGUUGCUUGGAGUAUAUAAUUGAUGCAGAGUAUAGGCCCAUUGAAAGUAUCAAAUACGUUACUUAUUAAGGGAUAGUUAUUAGUUAAGUUUAUAUAAAUGUUAUAAUUAAGAUCAUUACAACACCAAUCUAAUUACAAUUUCAUUUUGUUACAUAUUUUUUUAUCGGUCUCCAUUGUGACCUAUGGAGAUUUAUUUCAAAGUCUCUUAAAUCAUUAGUCAUUUCGCUCUACUUUGGGUUUAGAAGUCCCACAGUUCAUAAUUAAUAUUUUAGACAUGAAUUCUGCAUGACAGGCUAUUAUUGGUUGAAAUGGAUGUCUAGACUCACCAGUACGUGACCUUGACAUAACUCUUUUUCUCUUUACAAUGGAGACCAAAAGCAAAAUUAACGACCGGAAAUGUAAUUUAAUCAUGAACAUUGUAACACAGGAAUUAAUAAAAGUUGAUAUAGUCAUCUAAAUAUUUGCUUUACGAGCUGGUCAAUUUCAUCAAUUGUCAAAUGAUGUCUGUUUUCAAUUUGUUAAUUUUGGUUAUGUGCAUCAUCAGUUGAUGUUCAAGUGCUGUUAUUUGUAAAAACACAGGAAUUAUCUUGAAGCGAUAUAGUCAUCUAAAUAUUAACUUUACCAGCUGGUAAAUGAUGUCAAUUUGUUAUGUUGGCUAUGUCAAUAUGUUGAUGUGCAUAGUGUUAUUUGUAAAAUGAGGUUUUUGUAUAUACAUGUAUAAAGUGGUCUAUUCAUGUAAAAUAUAUUUGUCUAUCUGCAUGAUAUUAAUAUUUUUUAUGUCUAUCUGUAAUAUUAUAUGUUAUAAUUAUAUAUUGUGAUGUCAUUUUCUCUCUCUAGUUUUUUUCUCUCCAUUUUUAUAUAUGAAAAAUAAGUUUUGAAAUUUAAUAAGAGUAUUUUAGAUUGAGGACCUUUGUCAGAAACAUGACAACUUCAAAUAUAGUCAAACGAAGAUUUAUGUAGACAUCUGAGUCCAAAUUUAAUUUAUUGAACUUAUAGGACUGUUCAUUAAUACUUAAACUACCUAAAUAGUGGACCACUCCUGUUUAGGUUAUGACCAUACAUUUUUUCGUUUUGAAUCCAGGUAGCUGCUAAUGAGCCAAGCAAACCCAUUUGUUUUAGUGUCUGUCAGUUUCCUAAAUAUUCUCACCCAGCUGUAAUUGGGGAUAAUCUGAAUGAUAAUAUUUAUAAAACAUUUUAUUUUUAAAACAUCAUGUAAGACAUUUGAAAUAAAUAUUGUAUUUUGUAAUGCUAUCUAUACAAUGUUGUGUUUAACAAUUUAGAGCUAGUGCCAAUCAAAAUGACCUUUUUUCAGGGGUUGGCCAUUUUCAUACAAUAUUCACAAGUAUGUUUGCAUAAAGAUAAACAUAGAAGAAGCUUGUUGAUUUUCCAGUUUGAAAACAUUGUGAAUGUUUAUAACCAUGUCCCCUUAUACAAGGUUUAUAUGUCACAGUGAAACACAGUAGAAAUAUAAAAAAGUUUCUGCAACAAAGUAGAAAUAUGAAAAAGUUUCUGCCACAGUAGAAAUAUGAAUAAGUUUCUGCCACAGUAAAACACAGUAGAAACAUGAAAGGUUUCUGCCACAGUGAAACAUAGUAGAAAUAAUUUCAAAUGAGUUGAAGGAUUAAAAGCCACUGACAUCAAAACGUGAAAGGUAUAUAACAAUAUCUUUAUAAUUUCAAUUAUAACAUCUCAAAUAUUGUACACUAUUUACACAAAUCUUGUAGCAUAAUUUUCAAUAUGAGUCAGAAUCACUCUAAAGAUAUAUGACCAAUUUGAGAUUCUCCAUAUUAAUAUCUAUAUUUUCAUACAUAAUAAGAACAGUUUUCAUUGUUAAAAUAGUGUUGUAGAAAUCUUUAAACCUAAAAUGUGUAGAGAGAUCUAUUUCAGCCAGUGAAGUUUGAAGUUUGACAAAUAAAACUUGCUCUUGCUUUCUUGUGUCUCUUAACUUCUGGCAAAUGUCUACACAUCAUGCUUAUCAUACUAUGUAUCUAUGUAUCAUACUUGUCAAAUCAUACUUCUUUCUUAAUAGCAUUUGAACAAAUAAUAUCCUCUGGAAAAAAGAUAAAAAAGUUGUCAAACCAUUCUCCUCUGAUGAGGAUUUAAACCCCCAAAAAAUCUUAUAAAGAAGAUCAUACUUGUCAAAUCAGAAAAUGAUGAUGCAAUGAGACAUAGUUUUACCAUUAAGUAAACAUAAACAAUAUCAUAAUUUUAAAUACAAAAUAAAAAUCAUAGGAAUUUAAAUCUUCGUAAUAGAUAAUUAAUUUGAUUCAAUAUAAAAAUAUUUCAUGUGUAUUAUAUUAGUCAUUAUCAUUCAAAUAUCUUUAUCAAUUCACAAUUGUCUACAAAUAACAAUUCUGUACAUUAUCAUUGAUAUACUCUUUAACAUUUUUUCAAAAAUUAAACAUUAUCAGUCAUUGAAUAUAUUAAAUUCCUGUUCAAUUUUGAAUAAUAUACAAAUUUAGCUCUUUCAGAUUUCCAUUAAGAGCAAUAAACUUUUUGUAAGCAAAUAUACUAUCACAGUCAAUUAUGUUAC